Mesocricetus auratus (golden hamster) is the source of this 2371-nucleotide messenger RNA. RefSeq names its product CLN5 intracellular trafficking protein (gene Cln5). Bases 52 to 1074 code for a protein of 340 amino acids. Gene Ontology annotation, biological process: lysosome organization. Lineage: Eukaryota; Metazoa; Chordata; Mammalia; Rodentia; Cricetidae. The transcript is spliced from 4 exons. Gene Ontology annotation, molecular function: hydrolase activity, acting on glycosyl bonds. The record is from RefSeq and is a predicted model, not a curated record. Gene Ontology annotation, cellular component: lysosome; lysosomal membrane.
CGCUGGGCCGACGCGGGCCCGGGAGCCCCCGGGAAUCUCAGGGAACCGUGCAUGGCGCGCGCCGGGCGACGCGGAGCCGAGUGGCGCUGGCCGCUGGCGCUGGCGCUGCUGGGGCUGGCGGCGACCCUGAGCGCGUCCCCGACGUCGGGGCGCCACUGGCCAGUGCCCUACAAACGCUUCUCUUUCCGUCCGAAGCCAGAUCCCUACUGUCAAGCUAAGUAUACCUUCUGUCCUACUGGCUCUCCCAUCCCGGUGAUGAAGGACAAUGACAUCAUCGAAGUCUUAAGACUACAAACCCCUGUCUGGGAAUUUAAAUAUGGAGACCUCCUGGGACACUUUAAGAUUAUGCACGAUGCUCUCGGAUUCAGGAAUACCCUGACUGGCGAGAAGUACACAAUGGAAUGGUAUGAGCUGUUUCAGCUUGGCAACUGUACAUUCCCUCACCUUCGACCUGAGAUGGAGGCUCCCUUCUGGUGUAACCAAGGAGCGGCCUGCUUUUUUGAAGGAAUUGAUGAUAAGCACUGGAAGGAAAAUGGGUCAUUAACUCUAGUCGCGACCAUGUCAGGGAACACAUUUAACAAAAUGGCAGAGUGGGUGAAACAGGACAAUGAAACAGGUAUUUACUAUGAGACAUGGACCGUCCAGGCCAGCCCAGGAAAAGGGGUGGAGACAUGGUUUGAAUCCUACGACUGUUCAAAAUUUGUGUUAAGAACAUAUGAGAAAUUGGCUGAAUUUGGAGCAAAAUUCAAGAAGAUAGAAACAAACUAUACAAGAAUAUUUCUUUACAGUGGAGAACCUACUUACUUGGGAAAUGAAACAUCUAUUUUUGGGCCAAAAGGAAACAAGACUCUGGCUUCAGCCAUAAGAAAAUUUUAUGCCCUCUUCAAACCACAUCUGUCAACUAAAGAAUUUCUGUUGAGUCUCUUGAAAAUUUUUGAUUCAGUGAUUAUGCACAGAGAGUUCUACCUGUUUUAUAACUUUGAAUAUUGGUUUCUACCUAUGAAAUUCCCCUUUGUCAAAAUAACAUAUGAGGAAAUUCCUUUGCCUACCAGACACACACUUCCCAGCUUGUAACCCUUCCCUUCCGCUGCGUCCACCCGCCCCACCCACCCAUUCUCUUCCAGGGGUGUUUUACAUUGUGUCUUCUUCACUUUCCCUCCUUGGGGCAGCAAUAUGAAGUGCAGUAUACUGACAUUUCACGACUCUUAGAAAGCACCAGAAACCAUAAUUGUAUUGGCCAGAGUAAAUGUGUUGUUUUUUUUUUUUUUGGGGGGGGGGUUGAGACAGGUUUUCUCUGUAUUGCUUUGGAAGUUAUCCUGGAACUCACUCUGUAGACCAGGCUGGCCUCGAACUCACAGAGAUCCGCCCGCCUCUGCCUUCUGAGUACUGGGAUUAAAGUUGUGUGGAAAUCUUGAUUUUAUUUAGAAUCAGUUGAUCUCAGCCAUGGAGUUCUUUGAUCCCAAUGCUGACAUUUUUCUAGGGCUAUCUUUUCUGUUAUGGUAGUGCUGUUUCUUAGUUUAAGGGCUUUUUGGUCAUCUAAAAGGUUUUUUUUGUUAUAGCUGUUGUUACUUUGGGGUCCAGGUCUGACUGCUUUCUGUUCAUAUAACCUUAAAAACUUGACCGGACUUCAUUACUGGAGUAGUGCCUCUGGACAUGGUAAAUACAGUAUUAAAGAGCAGAAUGUCUGUAGUCACUGAGACUCUGAGCUGACAGACGGUACAUAUUGCUUCAGCAGUUCUUCAGUAUGGGCCAUGACGUACUUGGCUGCAGACAUGGCUGGGUGAAGUAUACUUCUGACUUCUCGUAUGUGCCCCCUGGUUCUUCACCCACUAACAAGGCUAGCACAGUGGAAGAGGGUACAUUUUCCUGGAAAAGAUGGAAUUUUGUCAAGGAUCUUCAAAGCACUAUGCCUGUAUUAGGAGCAUUAGACAGGUUCUCAAAGAUGUAUUUAUCAGUUAAACCAUUUCUUUUCUUUUGUUCUUUUUCCCUAUUCAUAAACACACUAGCACGAUAAUGGGAAAAAAGUCUAUUUAAUAUGCAAAUGUGCCAUUACUCAGUUUCACCUAAUAUUUGAGUGCUCUUGAGAGGUUAGUACACUACUGUUGAGCUAUCAUAGAAAGCCUCAUUAUUAUCUGCUGGCCCAGCGCAUUAAGUCAGGGCUUAGCAAGAUUAAGUGACCUGGAACUGUGUUUUCACUCAAGCUAUGCUGAAUGCAUGGAUACACUGGAUGAUUCUCAGUAGUAUUCAGUCUGUGGCCUUUAGACCAGUAUCUGUGCACCAAAUGUUACCAGUCAGACCAGUAUCUGUGCACCAAAUGUUACCCGUCUGUGUUGUUUCUGUUCACUCUAAUAAAAACAAAACACAAAAACUA